This is a messenger RNA of Mya arenaria, 1515 nucleotides long. Its product is annotated as monocarboxylate transporter 12-like. The transcript is spliced from 7 exons. Gene Ontology annotation, biological process: transmembrane transport; monocarboxylic acid transport. Lineage: Eukaryota; Metazoa; Mollusca; Bivalvia; Myida; Myidae. Gene Ontology annotation, molecular function: monocarboxylic acid transmembrane transporter activity. The coding region runs from base 1 to 1515 and encodes 504 amino acids. The record is from RefSeq and is a predicted model, not a curated record.
AUGCAGCUGGUAUUGAACUGCACGCAGCAGGUAUUGAACUACAUACAGCUGGUAUUGACCCACAUGCAGCUGGUAUUGAUCUACAUGCAGCUGGUUUUGAACUACAUGCAGCUGGUAUUGAGCUACAUGCAGCUGGAAUUGAACUACAUGCAGCUGGUUUUGAACUACCUGCAGCAGGUUCUACAUGCAGCAGAGAUGGACGAAGAUAAGGUGCAGGAUGGAGGAUGGGGGUGGAUGAUUGUCUUCGGAGCGUUCAUGGUUCAUGUGAUCAUGGGAGGAUUCGAUCGGUCCAGUGGCGUGUUUUACCUGCAGUUUAAAGAGAAGUUCAACCGCUCGGCCACCGAAACUGCCUGGGCACUCUCACUGUUCUCAACACUAAGGCAUGCCAUGGAAAUGGGCUCGGUGAUCUGUACCCUGGGUGUGCUGAUAUCGGCCUUCAUGCCCGACCUGCCUUAUCUAUACCUGACGUACGGGGUACUAGGGGGAGUGGGCAGGGCCUUCGUGUAUGCCCCCAGUCUCAUCAUGGUUGGCUACUACUUCAACAAACGAAGAGGUGUAGCGGUUGGUUUGGCCACCUCCGGAAUAGGGGUCGGCUGUUUCGUGUUUCCUCCAGUGGUAGAGAUCAUGUUUAACCAUUACGGCUUUCAAGGAACGUUCCUCAUACUGGCCGGAGUCAUGAGUAACUUUUUUGUUUGCGGCGCUUUGUUUAGGUCUCUGGAGAUGCAGAAGCAAAUUAUCAAAACAGACAGAAUCAAAAAGAUGCUGGCGGAAAAUCCAACAAAAAGACACUUGUUACCAGUUGCCAUGGUAACACUAAAACAGAAUUCUCAGCCAUCCCAGUCAGCUGGGGGUAAACCAAAGACAAAGAAAGAAAAGAAACCUCUCUUGGAGCUUUCACUUUUCAAAAACUUUGGUUUCACAUGUUUGUGUAUACAGUUGUUUUUAUACAUUUUAUCUUUCAAUUUGACGUUUGUAUUCUUGCCAGCGUUAGCAAAAGACAAAGGUAUACCUCAACUUGAUGGUGCAAUGUUGGUGUCAAUCUUGGGCAUUUUUGACGCCAUUGCUAGAGUAGUAAUGUCAACAGUGCUUGAUCUAAAGAGAGUUAAACCUUACCGGCUUAUAAUCUACAAUGCUGUCAUGUUUGGAAACGCCGCAGUCGCCAUUCUGAUUCCAUCAAUGACCCAAUUCUGGCACUUUGCGAUGAUGAGUGGAUUGUUCGGCUUUUUGUCAGGAACUUACAUCUCACAGAAGUCGGUCGUGGUGGUGGACGUUCUUGGGGUCAAAUCUUUAUCAAGUUCCUUUGGACUACUGCUCCUCUUUCAGGGCUUAAGUGCUUUUAUUGGACCAACUGUUGGAGGUUUCAUCAAGGAUAUGCUCGGAAGCUACGACAUGGCGUUCUAUUUUGGAUCGAUCGGUAUCAUUCUCGGAGGUCUAACGAUGGCUGUGGGAAAUGUGUGGAUAUAUCGCCAGAAACGCAGGCAACGAGAAGCCGAUAAACAGACAACGGACACAUAA